CCUAUGGGCAUUGAUACACACUCCCUGGUGACCGGUUGGGAAUCCUUCGCAGCGUUGCAGUGGCGGUUGGUCCCCUCCUUUCAAAGCGCGUUACCAUGGCGAUAGCAAACACCAGUGCGUUCCCUGGCGGCUUCCACGCGACUGCAGCCAUGGCCUUCAUGUCGCACGCAGAUGCGGAGCUGAAACAGUACAUCAAAUCUCACUCAAUCUCAGAGAUCUAUGAGGCAUUGCUGACAGGAUUAUUUGUUCAGUGUCCUGGUGAUCCAUUAAUAUUUUUGGAAGAGAAAAUUAAAGAACUACAAAAUCGAAAAAGUCAAGCUUUGCUUUUGACAAAGGGAGGUCAUAUGGAUUUGAGCUGGGACAUGUUUGUCACAGAUGAUUUCCGACAAAGUAUGACAAAAAUGAUAGGCAGUUAUUUAAACUAUCUCUUUGAUCUGGAAGCAGGUCUGGUGCUUCCUCCAGAAAUGCAUGAGAGAGCAUAUCGGUUCCAUUUGAACUCUUUAUUGAAGAAGUACUUUUCGUGA
Messenger RNA from Amblyraja radiata (thorny skate), 524 nucleotides. Its product is annotated as dynein regulatory complex subunit 6-like. The transcript is spliced from 5 exons. The record is from RefSeq and is a predicted model, not a curated record. The coding region runs from base 96 to 524 and encodes 142 amino acids. NCBI's taxonomy places the organism in Eukaryota, Metazoa, Chordata, Chondrichthyes, Rajiformes, Rajidae.